CGGCGCCGGCGGAGGGGCGGGGCGCGAGGGGAGAGCGGCUUGGGUAAUGGCAGCGCUGUGAGGACGGAGCGGGGCAGGGACCGCGGCCGCAGGGCAGGGAGCGAGGCAGGCCGGCCGGCGGGCGGGCGUCGCUGACUCGGGCCCCUUGCCGCCAGAUUAACACUAAAGCCCCACAAUGUCCUUGAAACCACGAGUAGUUGACUUUGAUGAAACAUGGAACAAACUUCUAACAACAAUUAAAGCUGUUGUUAUGUUGGAUUAUGUUGAAAGAGCAACGUGGAAUGAUCGCUUCUCAGACAUUUAUGCUUUGUGUGUGGCCUAUCCUGAACCUCUUGGAGAGAGACUUUAUACUGAGACUAAAAUUUUUUUGGAAAAUCAUGUGCGUCAUUUGCACAAGAGAGUUCUGGAAGCUGAAGAACAAGUACUGGUUAUGUAUCACAGAUACUGGGAAGAGUAUAGCAAAGGGGCAGACUAUAUGGACUGUUUAUACAGGUACCUCAACACACAGUUUAUUAAGAAGAACAAAUUGACUGAAGCUGAUCUUCAGUAUGGUUAUGGCGGGGUGGAUAUGAACGAACCAUUGAUGGAAAUAGGAGAGCUAGCUCUUGAUAUGUGGAGAAAAUUAAUGAUUGAGCCACUGCAGGCCAUCCUUAUUCGGAUGCUCCUCCGAGAAAUAAAAAACCCAAGCACUCCUCCUACAAGGCAAGCUGAAUAUCAACUUAUGCAUUUUUGUUUCAACACAACAGGAAGCCGACAAGAUCUCGAAUUUGAUCGCUGUGGAGAAGACCCAAACCAGAAAGUAAUCCAUGGGGUUAUUAACUCCUUUGUUCAUGUUGAACAGUAUAAGAAAAAAUUCCCCCUAAAGUUUUAUCAGGAAAUAUUUGAGUGUCCUUUUCUGAAUGAAACAGGGGAGUAUUAUAAACAAGAAGCUUCAAAUUUAUUGCAAGAGUCAAAUUGCUCACAAUACAUGGAGAAGGUUUUAGGUAGAUUAAAAGAUGAAGAAAUGCGGUGUCGGAAAUACUUGCAUCCCAGCUCAUAUGGCAAAGUGAUUCAUGAAUGCCAACAGAGAAUGGUAGCUGAUCACUUGCAGUUUCUACAUGCAGAAUGUCACAAUAUUAUCAGACAAGAGAAAAGAAGUGACAUGGCAAAUAUGUAUACUCUACUUCGUGCUGUGUCAAGUGGUUUACCUCAUAUGAUUCAGGAACUACAAAACCAUAUCCGUGAUGAGGGCCUUAGAGCAACCAGCAAUCUUUCUCAGGAAAAUAUGCCAACUCAGUUUGUGGAGUCAGUUUUGGAAGUACAUAGUAAAUUUGUUCAACUCAUCAAUACUGUUUUGAAUGGUGAUCAACACUUUAUGAGUGCCCUUGACAAGGCUUUGACAUCAGUAGUUAACUAUAGGGAGCCCAAGUCGAUCUGCAAAGCACCUGAGUUGCUGGCCAAGUACUGUGACAACUUGUUGAAGAAGUCAGCAAAAGGAAUGACAGAGAAUGAAGUAGAAGACAAGCUUACAAGUUUCAUUACUGUUUUCAAAUACAUUGAUGACAAAGAUGUAUUCCAAAAGUUCUAUGCCAGAAUGUUGGCAAAAAGAUUAAUUCAUGGUUUGUCUAUGUCUAUGGAUUCUGAAGAAGCCAUGAUUAAUAAACUAAAGCAAGCCUGUGGUUAUGAAUUUACCAGCAAGCUCCACCGGAUGUAUACAGACAUGAGUGUUAGUGCUGAUCUCAACAAUAAAUUCAACAACUUCAUCAAAAACCAGGACACAAUUAUAGAUUUGGGAAUUAGUUUUCAGAUAUAUGUUCUACAGGCUGGUGCAUGGCCUCUAACUCAGGCUCCUUCUUCUACAUUUGCAAUUCCUCAGGAACUGGAAAAAAGUGUACAGAUGUUUGAAUUAUUUUACAGUCAGCAUUUUAGUGGAAGGAAGCUUACUUGGUUACAUUAUCUUUGUACAGGUGAAGUAAAAAUGAAUUAUUUGUGCAAACCUUAUGUAGCCAUGGUCACGACAUACCAAAUGGCAGUGUUGCUUGCCUUCAACAACAGUGAAACUGUCAGUUACAAGGAGCUUCAGGAUAGUACACAAAUGAAUGAGAAGGAACUGACAAAAACCAUCAAAUCCUUACUUGAUGUCAAAAUGAUCAACCAUGACUCAGACAAGGAAGACAUAGAGGCAGAGUCUACGUUUUCAUUAAAUAUGAACUUCAGCAGUAAACGAACAAAAUUUAAAAUUACUACAUCAAUGCAGAAAGACACACCACAGGAGAUGGAGCAGACCAGAAGUGCUGUAGAUGAAGACAGAAAAAUGUAUCUUCAAGCUGCUAUAGUUCGUAUCAUGAAAGCACGUAAAGUGUUGCGACAUAAUGCUCUUAUUCAGGAGGUAAUUAGCCAAUCAAGAGCUAGGUUUAACCCAAGUAUCAGCAUGAUUAAGAAGUGUAUUGAAGUUCUGAUAGACAAACAGUACAUAGAGCGAAGCCAGGCCUCUGCGGACGAAUACAGUUAUGUAGCAUGAUGUUGCUAUCCUGCAGGUAUGAUUGUAAGGAGAUCAUUGCUGUCACUGUUUGGUGUGUUCCUGUGGGAAGAGGCAGGCCUGGGCCUCCAUAAUUGGUCACUUGGCAGCCCCUGUUUUUCUGCUGUUUACAACAUCACCAGUGCCAUGUCAUGAGCGUCAAUGAAAAUGCCUAUAGAUAUUUCAAGCUCAUGUCAUUAUGACAUUUCUUAAAACUUUACUAAAAGAAUGAGUGAAGUAUUGCUGAAAUGUGGAAAAUUGGUUGGGUACCAUGCUUUUUUUUUUUCUCCCCUUUCACGUUUGCAGUUGAUGUUUUUUAAUGUAUCUUAAGACAAAGUAAAAAAUAAUAAAAAUAAAAAAACACAAAAAA
Falco peregrinus (peregrine falcon) is the source of this 2867-nucleotide messenger RNA. RefSeq names its product cullin 2 (gene CUL2). Lineage: Eukaryota; Metazoa; Chordata; Aves; Falconiformes; Falconidae. Bases 176 to 2500 code for a protein of 774 amino acids. Gene Ontology annotation, molecular function: ubiquitin protein ligase binding. Gene Ontology annotation, cellular component: Cul2-RING ubiquitin ligase complex; SCF ubiquitin ligase complex. The transcript has 22 exons. Gene Ontology annotation, biological process: protein ubiquitination; SCF-dependent proteasomal ubiquitin-dependent protein catabolic process. The record is from RefSeq and is a predicted model, not a curated record.